Arabidopsis lyrata subsp. lyrata is the source of this 2030-nucleotide messenger RNA. RefSeq lists its product as uncharacterized. Gene Ontology annotation, biological process: DNA-templated transcription. The record is from RefSeq and is a predicted model, not a curated record. Lineage: Eukaryota; Viridiplantae; Streptophyta; Magnoliopsida; Brassicales; Brassicaceae. The transcript has 5 exons. Bases 793 to 1947 code for a protein of 384 amino acids. Gene Ontology annotation, molecular function: chromatin binding.
AUUCUUCAAAUAAUUUUUUAACUCUUUUAUUUGAUGUUUCCAGUCAUUUAGUAUAAGUAAAACAAUUCGAGUUCAAUCUAAAAAGUAAAAAAAACAUAUGACUUCGUGAUAAUCCAAUUUUAGAACGUUAUUUCUGUACAGGUAACAUUAACCAAAUACAUUGCAUGCGCUUGCACAAAUGGUAAAGAAUCUCUGUAAUUUAACUUACCAAAAAAUGGAAAAUGUGUUGUUGACUCCCUUAUAUAAUUAUUUUUUUCUCAUUUUGCUAUUAACAGGUAAAAAAUAAAACUUUAUAUAGAUAUUAUCUAGUGAUUUCAAAACUCUUUCUUAAUUUCCCCAAUUUUCCUCCUUAUAUUUCUUAUUAUGCAUCUAUUUAAAUAUGGGAAAAUAAAAAACACAUUUACUGUAUGAACUAAAUUCUUUGUAUUGUAGUAUUGUUUGUUGAUAUAAUCUAGUAUAUAAUAAUGCAUAGAUAGAAUUAUUAAAACCAGUUCAUAAGAAAGAGCCUGAGAAAAGCAUAUUCCAGAUAUUUGGCUAUCUAUUUGUAAAACGAAGCCAAGACAAUCCAAGCAUUGGUCUGGUGGGAUAAGAAUCAGGUACAAAUUUGAGUGACUAAUAUGAAUAAUCUACUUGAAUAAUAUUGGUUUAUAUAUAGUUUUUUUUUUGUUGAUGAUAAAUAUUGGUUUAUAGUUAUUAAUGUUUUCUUUCUGAUUCAACAACUGUAGGGUGAAAAACGGAUUUGUAACUUAUAAUUUCACUGUGACUCGCAUAAGAAAGUUGUGAACGAAAGAGAUGUCGAUCCAUCAAGCGAAUGAAGUGGUUGUGAGCGAAGGUGAAGACAAUGUUCCAUUGUCGACGUUAAGAACCAAAGACACAAAGUUAAAGCAGAAGAGGGAGGAGAGUAAGGACAUGCAAGUGAAGAAGAAAGCAAAGUUCGACUGGAGACCGAGUGAUUCUUGUGCGAAGUCAAUUGGCAAACCGAUUAAGUUUACUGGUAAGGGAGGAAACAAGAAAUGUCAUUACGAGACAUUCGAGUUUCAUGGCAAAGAAUAUAGACUGGAAGACUUUGUGGAAUUGGUUCCAGAAAACCCAAACCAAAAGGAAUACAUAGCGAUCAUCAAGGAUAUUUAUAUACGAGAAAAAGAUGGACUUGUGAAAAUGUUGGUGCAAUGGUUUUACCGCAGAGAAGAUAUCGAAGAAAAAGAUGUUGGAGAGUGGAAAUCCGAAGACUCAAGCGAAAUUUUCUUCAGUUUCCAUUGUGAUGAAGUGUGUGCUGAAUCUGUGAAGUACAAGUGUUUUGUGUAUUUCGUGCCGGAUGAUAAGCAAGUUCCAAACCGUAUUCAGUCUUCCGGCUUCGUCGUGCAAAUGGUUUAUGAUAAUGUUCACAAUGAGAUGAUGAAGUUCUCUGAUGAAAGCUUUGACGAGGAGCAAAAGUUUGAGAUUGAUAUUCUUGUGGCAAGGACGAUUUCGAGAAUUGGUGAUCUCGUUGACGUUGAGAAAGUCCAAAUGACUACAAUUCCGAGGCGUAAAAGAUUAGUUAGGAAGUGUGAGAGAAUGAGUUCUAGGCCGAUCUCGGACAAGUUAGAGUCGUUACCAUCCAGUGAUUUGGAUCGUGACAAGAUAUUGGUGGAGCUUUUAGAAGUAGUACUUAAGAACUUGUGUUCUGAAAGUACGGGGACCACCCGAAAGGAUGUUGUUCAGGUGGUACUUGCUCUUGAGGAGGCUUUAUAUGAUUCUUUCGCAGAUGAUAUACCAAAGUAUAAUUACAAGUUGGAGCUUCUGGUCAAGAGACUCAAGAAUUCAAGAGUGCUAGCUAGAGGACUUCUCAGUGGCAAAUUAAAACCUGAACAAGCUAUAAAGAUGGCCGACUUCGAAGAACCAAUAUUGGUGGAAGAUGUUGCAUCCACCUCCAAAAAUGUUGGGCACGAAGAUUGUCUCGAAGAUUAAACAAGAUACUAAACAUUAGAUAACAUAUUUAAUGGUAUCUUGCUCUUCUUUUCUUUGAAUCUUAAUCGUUUGAGGGAUUUAAG